AUGCUUAGGAAAGGCCACCGCAAGCCUGGGUCCUGGGGCAGCUUUCUGGCUACCCUGGCCCUGGUGGGACUGGUCACGCGUGCAGCUCAGAAAGCCGACGUGGGUGGGGAGGCAGCAGGCAUCAUCAACCACUCCCAGAUGCUGCUCCAGCGACUGCAGGACCUGCUGCGGCAGGGCAACGCCAGCGAUGUCGUCCUGCGAGUCCAGGCUGUGGGCACCGACGAGGUCCGAGCCUUCCACACCCACCGCUUGCUGCUGGAGCUACACAGUGAGCUUUUCCGGGAGCUGCUGAGCAACCAGAGCGAGGUGCUGCUGCAGGAGCCCCGGGACUGCGCGGCUGUCUUUGACAAGUUCAUCAGGUACUUGUACUGCGGUGAGCUGACAGUCCUGCUGGCCCAGGCUAUCCCGCUGCACAGGCUGGCCACCAAGUACCGGGUGGUCCUGCAGCGAGGUGUGGCUGACUACAUGCGUUGCGCAUCUGGCGGGAGGCGCGGGCCCAGCUGUGGGCUGUAUCACUAUGCAAGUGAGCACCGGGAUGAGGCUCUGCGUGAGAGCUGCCUGCAGUUCCUGGCUUGGAACCUUUCCGCCGUGGCCGGGAGUGCGGAGUGGAGCGCCGUGAGCCCGAGUUGCUGGCGCAGCUCCUGCAGCGCUCAGACCUUGGUGCUGCAGGAUGAGCUGGAGCUGUUCCACGCGUUGGAGGCCUGGCUGGGUCGUGCGCGGCCGCCCCCGGUGGCCGAGAAAGCGCUGCGCGCCAUCCGCUACCCCAUGAUCCCGCCGGCACAGCUGUUCCAGCUGCAGGCGCGCUCGGCCGCGCUGGCGCGCCACGGCCCAGCGGUGGCAGACCUCCUGCUGCAAGCUUACCAGUUCCACGCCGCCUCGCCGCUGCACUAUGCCAAGUUCUUCCACGUGAACAGCAGCGCCUUCCUGCCGCGCAACUACCUCGCGCCCGCCUGGGGCGCUCCGUGGGUCAUCAACAACCCGGCUCGCGACGACCGCAGCACUAGCUUCCAGACGCAGCUGGGUCCGAGCGGCCACGACGCGGGUCGCCGGAUCACCUGGAACGUGCUCUUCUCCCCACGCUGGCUGCCCGUUAGCCUGCGGCCCGUCUACGCGGACGCUGCGGGCACUGCGCUGCCUGCCGCGCGCCCCGAGGACGGAAGGCCACGGCUGGUGGUCACGCCAGCUAGCAGCGGAGGCGAUGCGGCGGGUGUGAGCUUCCAGAAGACCGUGCUGGUGGGUGCGCGCCAUCAGGGCCGCCUCCUGGUCCGCCACGCCUACAGCUUCCAUCAGAGCAGCGAGGAGGCUGGCGACUUCCUGGCCCACGCAGACCUGCAGAGGCGCAACUCAGAGUACCUGGUGGAGAACGCACUGCAUCUCCAUCUCAUUGUCAAGGCCCGGUGUUACCACACCCUCAUCAGGACUCCCAGUUAGCCUGUGGACGGAGAAAUAAAGGCCUGGCCUGGAUGGCACUCCAGGGUCUGGGGAGGGGUAGGCUGGAGGUGGACGUGACUGUGGGUGACCGACCAGGUACGGCUGGUUGGGGCUGGGGUGGAAGGCAGGUGAAUGUGGUAGACAAGAUGGCUGUGGUUUCAGGAACGCCUUUCCCAGCUGAUUGGAAAG
Molecule: messenger RNA, 1620 nt
Organism: Peromyscus leucopus (white-footed mouse)
Lineage: Eukaryota; Metazoa; Chordata; Mammalia; Rodentia; Cricetidae
Product: BTB/POZ domain-containing protein 17
Molecular function (GO): protein binding
Source: RefSeq, a predicted model, not a curated record